GGUUGCCAUGGGAACCUGGAUGCUGACGAAGGCUCGCGAGGCUGUGAGCAGCCACAGUGCCCUGCUCAGAAGCCGGGGGCUCGUCAGUCAAGCCGGUUCUAGGUUCUCACUUGGCAGCACGGGGAAGCAGGCGAGUGGCCCCCGGUUCCGGGAGCAGAACAGCAGUGUCCCAGCCCCGGUCCUCCAGCCCCAAGCCUCGCCUGCCCGCACGGCACCAGGAUGGCCACCAUCACCUGCACCCGAUUCACGGAAGAGUACCAGCUCUUUGAGGAACUGGGAAAGGGAGCCUUCUCGGUGGUUCGCAGGUGCGUGAAGGUGUUGGCUGGCCAGGAGUAUGCUGCCAAGAUCAUCAACACCAAGAAACUCUCUGCCAGAGACCAUCAGAAGCUGGAGCGUGAAGCCCGCAUCUGCCGUCUACUGAAGCACCCCAACAUCGUCCGGCUCCACGACAGCAUCUCUGAGGAGGGACACCAUUACCUGAUCUUCGACCUGGUCACCGGUGGGGAGCUGUUUGAGGACAUCGUGGCCCGGGAGUAUUACAGUGAGGCUGAUGCCAGUCACUGUAUCCAGCAGAUCCUGGAGGCCGUGCUGCACUGCCACCAGAUGGGAGUGGUGCACCGGGACCUGAAGCCGGAGAAUCUGCUGCUGGCCUCCAAGCUCAAGGGCGCUGCGGUGAAGCUGGCGGACUUUGGCCUGGCCAUAGAGGUGGAGGGGGAGCAGCAGGCAUGGUUUGGGUUCGCAGGGACACCUGGAUACCUCUCUCCAGAAGUGCUGCGGAAGGACCCGUAUGGGAAGCCUGUGGAUCUGUGGGCCUGCGGGGUCAUCCUGUACAUCCUGCUAGUUGGGUAUCCCCCAUUCUGGGAUGAAGACCAGCACCGCUUGUACCAGCAGAUCAAAGCCGGCGCCUAUGAUUUCCCAUCACCAGAGUGGGACACCGUGACCCCAGAAGCCAAGGAUCUGAUCAAUAAGAUGCUGACCAUCAACCCAUCCAAACGCAUCACGGCUGCUGAGGCCCUCAAGCACCCCUGGAUCUCGCACCGGUCCACCGUGGCGUCCUGCAUGCACAGACAGGAGACCGUGGACUGCCUGAAGAAGUUCAACGCCAGGAGAAAACUGAAGGGAGCUAUCCUCACCACGAUGCUGGCCACCAGGAACUUCUCUGGAGGGAAGAGUGGGGGAAACAAGAAGAAUGAUGGUGUGAAGAAAAGAAAGUCCAGUUCCAGCGUUCAGUUAAUGGAAUCUUCAGAGAGCACCAACACCACCAUUGAGGACGAAGACACCAAAGUGCGGAAACAGGAAAUUAUAAAAGUGACAGAGCAGCUGAUUGAAGCCAUAAGCAAUGGAGAUUUUGAGUCCUACACGAAGAUGUGUGACCCCGGGAUGACAGCCUUCGAACCCGAGGCCCUGGGGAACCUGGUCGAGGGCCUGGACUUCCAUCGAUUCUAUUUUGAAAACCUGUGGUCCCGGAACAGCAAGCCUGUGCACACCACCAUUUUGAACCCCCACAUCCACCUGAUGGGCGACGAGUCGGCCUGCAUCGCCUACAUUCGUAUCACACAGUACCUGGACGCUGGUGGCAUCCCCCGCACGGCCCAGUCGGAGGAGACCCGCGUCUGGCACCGCCGGGACGGCAAAUGGCAGAUCGUCCACUUCCACAGAUCUGGGGCGCCCUCUGUCCUGCCCCAUUGAAGGACCAGGCUGGAGCACUGGACUGCAGAGAGCCACUCAUCGUCCGUGGAAUGUCACUGCUGGUUCUCCCACCUUGGAUUUUGCUGGAAUUCCCUCAAUCACAUCACCCCACUACCACCACCAUCACCCUCACCUUCAUACCUGCAUCGAGAAACCUACCCACAAAAGCCAUCUCGUCUUCCGAGCAAAUGGCCACAUCUCCCUGCCUCCCACCUGUCAUUCUCAGUCUCUGUCCCCAGCCAGGGCGGAGCUGCCUCAGGCCUAGGUGCCCCGGGUGCUGGCCCUGAGGACCCCCCACCUGGCUGUCAUUGGCCUAACUUGCCUUGGCUGCAAAACGCCCAGCUGUGUGUUCACCCAGGGGCUGGGGAGGAGAGACAGAGUCAGGAGAUCCCUGAUCUCCCCUCUUCCAGGAUCCCCCGGGAAAGGCAGAUGAACCCCCAAGUCCCUGAGCCCACAUCCCCUGUGGGAGACAGGGAGAGAGGGGCAGGUGCCAGGAGCCUCCUGCCUCAGACGGCCCCCCUCACUCUUCUGCCAUCCUGCCCUGCCCUCCCGCCCCCGCCUGGCACUUCUCCCUCAGUGUGGGGAGCGCGAUCCUCUCAGGGUGCCCCCACUCUCCUUCCUUCUCUGAUGUUUACCUCCGACACUAACUGCCCAUUCCACCCCUCCAGCAGGCCCGGGGAACUCCAGCUUCAUCGUAUCUGAGGGAGAAAACCCGAUUGCUUUUUGGGGCAAAAGAAAGCAACGCCUAGGUUAUCACUUCUAUGGACCGCAUGCCUUUUAUAGCCAAACCCUGUGUGUUUCGUAAAUGGAUUUCACGUUAAUGGAUGUUUAUGUAAUAACUAGACCUCUCAAUUAUUGUGAGGAGGGUUGGGUUGGGAAGGAAAUGGGAAGAGGGCGGAGGGGUAGGUUUUAUUUUUUUUUUCCUGUUCUAAGUCCUUUAUUUAUUUAUUUUUUCAUGUCACCUCUGAGAUGGACUUUGUCACCAGUGGUUACCCAGGGCCCGGGUAGACAGCCCCAGUGGGAAGGACCUCACUGAUAUUUUGGUCCCGAGGUUCUUUUCAGGACCGAAUCAGAUUUUAGUGCUGAGAAGAAACAAUAAAUCAGGGCAGAGAGAGUGGGGGAGGUUUUCAGGAUGGAAAUAUCUGGACUUUUCUUUGCUUGCCUCCCAAAUCAAGGCUCUCACUACCACGCUUCCCAAGAUUUCAUCCCGCCUCCUGUGUGCCACCCCCAGCGUCCCCGCCCCUCCCUGGGGUGGGCUCAUGAGCAUGUGUCUUCAUCGCCGCCCCUUGGUGUCUGCUGGUCCAGGCAGAGCACCGGAGUGUCUACUCUUCAAGCCUCGUCCUGCAGCCGUGGGUUCGCACCGCGCCCGCCUUUUCUCUUUCUUUCUCUUGCCCUCUUCCCUGGGAUUGACUCUGAUGUGGAAUGCCUUGGCAUGUCCACUAGGACCUACUGUCUGCACUGUUUCCUUUGCAUGACUUUAUAUGCAGUAAGUAUGUUGAAAAAAACAGAAAAGAAGAAAAAUCACUCAGCAAAACCAAUCUACGUGUUUUGGACAAAAAAAAUAGAGGUUGUAUUAUCAGUGUCCGACUCGGAAAUAUGUUGCUGCCUCUCUGUGCUUUUGGCCUCUGUGUGGCCGUGUUUUGCCAGCAUGAGAUAUUGUCCCCUCUGGAGGAUUUUAGGGGAGGAAGAGCCACAUCCCCAAGGCUUUAGAGGAGGCACUGAUCCCCCCAAACCUCUGGGGAGUCCUGGGUGGUGGGUGGAGCAGGACGGAUGGGAUGUUUGAUGGAGACCUUUCUGAAUUUUCCCUGAUCGAGGGCUGUCUGCUGGGCUCUUCUCUCAAUUGCUGCUGCCUGGGGGACAGGUGAGGCAGGCAGGUUGGGGCUACAGGGCAGGAAAGAGGCUGCCCAGGCCUCCUGGUCUCCAAACUGGUUGAUCACUGGCCUCUAUCCUUGGCAGAGACCCUGCUGCCGAGGCCCAGGGGUGGGCACUUGGCCUGCCCCAGGCCCAGAGGGCUUCCUAGUAAGGCCCAGUGAUCCCAGCCUCCCAGCAGCAAAGCUGCCUCCCUGUGAGCUGCCAGCUCCCAGUCAUCCCCAAGCCAAAGGUGCGGCCUUCACCAGGGGAUGCUGCAACUACCAAGGCCAAGUCUGGUCCCUUCUUCAG
Molecule: messenger RNA, 3849 nt
Organism: Miniopterus natalensis
Lineage: Eukaryota; Metazoa; Chordata; Mammalia; Chiroptera; Miniopteridae
Source: RefSeq, a predicted model, not a curated record